Molecule: messenger RNA, 585 nt
Organism: Aureococcus anophagefferens
Lineage: Eukaryota; Pelagophyceae; Pelagomonadales; Pelagomonadaceae
Exons: 4
Coding region: 1-585 (194 amino acids)
Biological process (GO): protein peptidyl-prolyl isomerization
Cellular component (GO): intracellular membrane-bounded organelle
Molecular function (GO): peptidyl-prolyl cis-trans isomerase activity
Source: RefSeq, a predicted model, not a curated record
AUGACGAACCGGCACAACCCGCCCGUCAUCGUGGGCAAGCGGGACGAGAACCCCAUCGUCUUCUUCGACAUCGCCAUCGGGGACCGCGACGUCGGGCGCAUCAUCAUCGAGCUGCGCUCCGACCUCUGCCCCAGGACCUGCGAGAACUUUCGCGCGCUCUGCACCGGCGAGCGCGGCAAGAGCAAGGAGGACAAGGUGCCGCUCCACUACAAGGGGUCCAAGCUCCACCGCAUCGUCAACGACAGCCACUGCCAGGGCGGCGACAUCCGGAACGGCGACGGCACCUGGAGCGGCUGCACCUUCGGCGACAACACGACCUUCGAGGACGAGAACUUCAUCCUGCGGCACGUGGGCCCGGGCGUGCUCUCGAUGUGCAACCGGGGCCUCGACAGCAACGGGAGCCAGUUCUUCUUCAGCUUCGCCGAGAAGAAGGAGUGGGACGAGAAGCACGUCGUCUUCGGGUGCGCGGCGACGCACGAGAGCCUCCAGGUCCUCUACGCCAUCGACCAGGUCGGCUCGCCGAGCGGCAAGCCCUCGACCGUGCCCAUCAUCAAGGACUGCGGCCAGCUCUUCCCGAAGCGAUAG